Drosophila nasuta is the source of this 4985-nucleotide messenger RNA. RefSeq names its product Cuticular protein 76Bd (gene Cpr76Bd). The record is from RefSeq and is a predicted model, not a curated record. The coding region runs from base 416 to 4537 and encodes 1373 amino acids. The transcript is spliced from 5 exons. NCBI's taxonomy places the organism in Eukaryota, Metazoa, Arthropoda, Insecta, Diptera, Drosophilidae.
GUUGUAUUUAUAUUGCAAUUUUUUUUUUGCUUUGAUUUUUCUGUCGCCAAACUGGUGCGUGGCUGCUGCGCAUGCGUGUGAGCCAAAACUGACCGAACGUAUAUAAGCGAUUAUAGGGCCGGGCUGGCCAACAGUCAGCCGCGUUGCUCUACAUCGAGCGAGCGUUGCGUGUGUCGUGUGUGCCGAGAAUUUGUUUGACAACACUCGAAAUUCGUAUCGAAUACUUAACGAAAUAUCAAGUAUACGCGCAUACUUCGAAAGGACAUUCAAAUUGUGCCAAAAACAACAAGGAUUACAAUCACAUCGUGUGCAUACCGUGAAUUUAAGUCAAUUUAUUAUCCAUUCACAAGGAUUUAGUGCCAUUAACUUCAUAUCACAAGGUGGAUUAUUUAAUCUGUGCAGAAUAAGUGAAAACAUGAAGCUUCAUCUUUUUAUGCUGCUGAGCCUGGUGCUCAGCUCGGCGCUGGCAAAUCCCUCGCCCACAAUACCGCCCUGUGUUCAUGCGAGUGGUGCCAUUGGUUACUCGUAUCCAGCGCCAGAAGUCAAGUUCUCCAUAACGCCCGGCGUGACCAAGUACACUCAGACACCGGCCACAUCCAGCUACUCGGAGAAUGGUCACCUACUGCACGCAUCCGUUGGCAGCGGCGUCGCAUCCUACGAAUCCACUGCUGGCUUGGCGGGAUACUCACAUGGCGGCAUCACCCAGAUCGACAAGUAUGUGGCUCCGGUGCAGAAGUCGCUCUUUACGCCCUCGACCGAGUAUGGCGGACCGGGGAUUACCUAUGCGGAUAGAUCGCCAGCUGCCAAGUAUGCCACAACGGUGCCUUCGGGCAUUGAGCUCAAGAGUCUCGUGUCGCCAGCUUUAACCAAGACUGUGCUAACAGCUCCCAAGCUUGAAGCUGCCUAUUUGCCAGCGGCAGCACCUGCCUUGACUAAGGUUUCCACCUACUCAACUCCAGGCUACUCUUAUAGUCAAUCCACGCCAGCCGUCUCCAAGGUGGCCACUUACACCGCACCCUCGGCCAGCAGUGUGCCCUACUUGUCGCCCAAGGUGACCACCAAGGUGGAAACUUACACCUCUCCGGGCUACACUUACUCCAAGGCCACGCCUGGCUUCUCUAAGGUGGAAACCUACAGUUCGCCUGGCUACAGCUACUCGCACUCUUCGCCAGGCAUCUCCAAGAUUGCCACCUACUCCCCAUCGGUUGCCUACGGUGCUCCGGCCAUCUCCAAGGUGGCAAGCUAUGCUGCCCCCGCUCCCAUCUUGACUUCCUCGCUGCUCUCCUCUCACGGCACUGGCUACUCCAGCUCCUAUGCGCCUGCGCUCUCCAAGUCCUAUCUGCCUGCAGCUCCUGCUCUGGCCACUCCUUACCUCGCUGCCCCCGCCAAGGUGGAGAGCUAUGUGGCGCCAGCAGUCGCUAAGAUUGCCAGCUAUGCUGCUCCAGCUAUUUCCACUUAUUCGUCAGCUCCUGCUUUGACCAAACUCAACACAAACUAUGGUGCAAGUGGCUCUGGCGCCGUUUCCCAUCAAUAUGUCUCCAAGCCCGCCGUGGCCACCUAUGCAGCUGCUCCCGCUGUGACCAAGAUUGCCAGCUAUGCUGCGCCCGCAAUCUCCACUUACUCCGCUGCUCCUUCUGUGGCCAAGGUGGCAACUUACAGCCAGGCUGCGGAUGUCUCCCAUCAGUACAUCUCCAAGCCCAUUGUGGCUGCUUAUCCAGCCAAGGUGGCCAGCUACGCAGCGCCAGCUGUGGCCACUUACUCGACAGCUCCCGCUGUCACUAAGAUAGCCACCAGCUAUGGCAGCACAGGACAUGGCGCUGUCUCCCAUCAAUACGUCUCAAAGCCAGCUGUGGCAACUGUGGCCAAGACUGUCAGCUAUGCUGCUCCUGCUGUUUCUACAUACGCCACAGCUCCUGCUAUCACCAAGGUGGCCAGCUAUGCAGCGCCAGCUAUUUCCACUUAUUCUGCUGCUCCAGCUAUCACUAAAGUGGCCACCAGCUAUGGAGCCAGCGGACAUGGCGCUGUCUCGCAUCAGUAUGUCUCGAAGCCAGCUGUGGCCACUUAUGCAGCUGCGCCUGCUAUUGCCAAGGUUGCCAGCUACGCUGCACCAGCCGUGGCCACUUACUCCACUGCCCCAGCGGUCACCAAGAUUGCCAGCUAUGCUGCGCCCGCCAUCAGCACUUACUCCUCGGCUCCCGCCAUCACCAAAUUGUCCACUUCGUAUGGGGCUUCGGGGCACGGUGCUGUUUCCCAUCAGUAUGUGUCCAAGCCAGCUGUAGCCAAGAUUGCCAGCUAUGCUGCACCAGCAAUUAGCACUUAUUCUGCCGCUCCGGCAAUCGCCAAGGUAGCCACCUACAGUCAGGCAGCGGAUGUCUCCCAUCAAUACAUCUCGAAGCCCAUUGUGGCUGCUUAUCCCGCAGCAGCUCCAGUUGUGGCCAAGGUCGCCAGCUAUGCUGCUCCUGCUGUUGCCACCUAUGCUGCAGCUCCAGCGAUCACCAAGGUAGAGACAAGCUAUGGCAGCUCUGGACAUGGCGCUGUCUCCCAUCAAUACGUCUCGAAGCCUGCUGUUGCAACUGUGGCAAAGACUGUCAGCUAUGCUGCUCCUGCUGUUUCCACCUAUGCAACUGCACCCGCCAUCACCAAGGUGGCCAGCUAUGCAGCCCCCGCAAUCUCUACUUAUUCAGCAGCACCAGCUAUCACUAAAGUGGCCACCAGCUAUGGCGCCAGCGGACAUGGCGCUGUCUCGCAUCAAUAUGUCUCGAAGCCAGCUGUUUCCUCUUAUGCAACUGCACCCGCCAUCACCAAGGUGGCUAGCUAUGCAGCCCCCGCAAUCUCCACUUAUUCAGCAGCACCAGCUAUCACUAAAGUGGCCACCAGCUAUGGCGCCAGCGGACACGGCGCUGUCUCGCAUCAGUAUGUCUCGAAGCCAGCUGUGACUACUUACGCUGCUGCUCCGGCCAUUGCCAAGGUGGCUUCUUAUGCCGCUCCAGCUGUUGCCACCUACUCAACAGCACCAGCUAUCUCCAAGAUUGCCACCUAUGCUGCUCCUGCCAUCUCCACUUACUCGGCUGCACCAGCUAUCACCAAGGUAGCCACCAGCUAUGGCAGCACUGGACAUGGCGCAGUCUCUCAUCAAUAUGUGUCCAAACCAGCUGUUGCAACUGUGGCCAAGACUGUCAGCUAUGCUGCUCCUGCUGUUUCUACUUACGCCACAGCUCCAGCUAUUACCAAGGUGUCCAGCUAUGCAGCUCCUGCCAUUUCCACCUAUUCUGCUGCUCCUGCCAUCACUAAAGUUGCCACCAGCUAUGGAGCAAGUGGCCACGGCGCCGUCUCGCAUCAGUACGUGUCCAAGCCAGCUGUGGCUACCUACUCAACUGCUCCAGCUGUGACGAAGAUCGCCAGCUAUGCCACACCAGCUGUGGCCAGCUAUGGAGCCACAAUCUCCAAGAGUUAUUUGCCUGCUGCGCCUGCAAUCGUCGCUGCCCCAGCGCUCACUCCAAUUGUCAGCAAAGUGGCAACUGGCUAUGCUGCAUCUGGUCAUGGUGCCGUCUCGCAUCAGUAUGUGUCCAAGCCAGCGAUAGCCACCGUAUCCGCUGCUCCAGCUAUUGCCACUUAUGCUGCUCCAGCUGUCAGCCACAUUGCAGCAGCACCUGCCAUUAGUCACAUUGCUGCGGCACCCGCUAUUGGCCACAUUGCCACAGCUCCUGCUAUUGGAGCUAGCUAUGCCAGCUCUGGACACGGAGCCAUCUCACAUCAAUAUGUUUCGAAGCCAGCGUUGGCUGCUGUCUCCGCUGCUCCAGCAUAUCACACUCUUGGCCAGGGCUACUCUGUUGGCAAACUGGGUCUUGGCCUUGGACUUGGCUUCGGCGCAUCUGGCCAUGGUGCACUCACCAAGCUUACAACGGCACCUGCUGCAGCUCAUGGCUAUGCCAGCAGCACAGCUUAUGGCAUCAAUUCGGGUAAAUUAGGCCUGGGAGCAGCAGGUGGACACGAUGGCUCUUACUACGGUGCCAUAUCAUUGGGUCACGCUGCUGUGUCGCCAGCCCUCUCCUACCAUGGAGCACUGUCUCACGCCGCUGGUGGCCUGGCGCAUUUGGGUGGCGCUCCAUUGGCCGACUACAGUCUCGGUCAUGGCAUUGGACAGUUUGGAGCUGGAUUCAAUCGAUAUGCGCCCAGCGUAUCAGCAUUGAGUGCCCACGCCCCACUGUCAUCCACAGCUUAUCUGAAGUCAGCGCCGGUGGCUCAACAUGGGCUGCUCAAGGUGUUGCCAGAGAAGCAUCUGGAGCACUUUGAUGCUCAUCCGCGAUAUGCCUUCGAGUAUGCUGUGAACGAUCCUCACACGGGCGAUAAUAAGCAUCAGCGAGAGGAGCGCGAUGGCGAUGUGGUCAAGGGCGAAUACUCUCUGGUGGAGCCCGAUGGCAAUGUGCGCACCGUCAAGUACUACGCCGACUGGGAGACGGGCUUCCAUGCCGAGGUGAUCAACAGUCGUGAUCAGGGCAAGGUUGUGGCCAAGCGUCAGACGGCGGCCAAGUCGUGAGCGUGUAUCUUGAUCAGUGAUUUGUUUUGUUCGCCACGCAACUGUAAAUAGCCUACGAUUCAAUAUAUUUUUUCUCAUUAAACAUUAAACGUAUUUAUGAACAAACUCCGCAAUGACAAGAAUUAGACAGAAAGAAGAGGGCCGCCAUCUUGCACCAGCACGUUCCCCCGUUACCGUUACCGUUAUAAUUACCGUUAUCGUUAUCGCUACUCAUUAUCUCUGUCUUUCUUUUGUGCUCAUGUGAUAAGCUUUUCCAAUUGAACUGCUUGCGCUGCUCUAUCCCUCUCUUCUCUCUAUCUAUCACUCACUCUCACUCCGCCUCACUCAUUACAUUCACUACACGUUUCCGUAAAUGUGUGCGCACACACAUACAUACAUACGUCUAUAUGUAUAUAUACGUGUAUAUAUUGUGUAAAUUGUAAAUUGAAUAAACGAAAAACAUUUUAGA